AUGGGCCAAGUCGAAGCCGUAUUGGAGGUCUUACUUGGUAUCACUGGCAAGGACUUCACUCUCAUUGCGGCGUCCAAAGCUGCCAUGAGAGGCCCCACUGUUCUCAAGGCCGCAGAUGACAAGACGCGGGAGCUGAACAAGCAUACCCUCAUGGCAUUUUCCGGAGAAGCUGGUGAUACAGUUCAAUUUGCCGAAUACAUUCAAGCAAACGUCCAACUAUAUUCCAUGAGAAACGAAACUGAACUCAGCCCGUCGGCCGUCGCCAACUUCGUACGAGGAGAGCUUUCCCGCAGCCUACGAUCUAGACGACCUUACACCGUCAACCUCCUGCUGGGUGGUGUAGAUCCCAUCACGGAGAAACCCAGUCUGUACUGGCUGGAUUACCUAGCGGCGCUUGCCCCGGUGCCAUAUGCUGCACACGGCUAUGCCCAAUACUACUGCCUAUCGAUCCUCGAUAAACACCACCACCCAGAUAUCACUUUUGAGCAAGGUUUGAAGCUUCUCCAGAUGUGCACUGACGAGCUCAAGCGGAGAUUACCAAUCGACUUCAAAGGCGUAUUGGUAAAAGUAGUGAGAAAGGAGGGCAUCGAAGAAGUAGAUUUUGAUAACAGUAAACAAGUCGCGCCCGCAUAG
Molecule: messenger RNA, 633 nt
Organism: Paracoccidioides brasiliensis Pb18
Product: proteasome core particle subunit beta 4
Exons: 5
Coding region: 1-633 (210 amino acids)
Biological process (GO): proteasomal protein catabolic process
Cellular component (GO): proteasome core complex; cytosol; proteasome core complex, beta-subunit complex
Molecular function (GO): peptidase activity
Source: RefSeq, a predicted model, not a curated record